AUGCUCUCCACCACCAUCGACCGAAAGGGUGUAUGCGACGACAGCAUGACAAUCACCACGUACCGGGGAGCGAUUUUGCCCGAGCUGAACAACGGCCUGCAGCGGGUUGGUCACACCAUUGUGGUCUACAAGCAUGACUUGUACCUUUACGGGGGCUAUGGGCCCAAGAAUGUUUAUCCGACUGGCAUAUUUUGCAAUGUUAAAAUGACAUUGCAGUGGAAGGAGAUGCGUGGUGUCGGUGUGGUGCCAGGAGGACGUGCCAACCACAGUGCCAUUCUGCACGAAAAGAAAAUGAUUGUCUUUGGGGGUCAUCGAAAUUUGGAUGUUUUUGAUGAUCUGUACAUUCUUAACCUUGAAACCAUGCGAUGGGAGAAGGUGAACUGCGAGCGAGCUCAAGGGCCUGGUCCUGUCUUUUCACAUGUGGCAGUGUACGUGCCACCGACACAGGCAAUGGUGGUUAUUGGAGGAUUUCAUCAGCGUCAACACAACAUGUAUAUUGCACACUCCUUUGAUAUUAGAAACCGAGUCUGGAAUGGUAUUCGUGGACCAAAUUCCGUGAACCCGCUUCAUGUCCAAAUGUGCUGUGCGGCAUAUCACAGCCCAACCAGCUCUAUCAUCGUCAUUGGAAUUGUGGAAGAAAGUGUCUUACUGACGGGUCCGUGUGAUGCACCCAGUGUGUUCAUGAUGAAUGUUCACUCCGGCAUGUGGGUGGAAGUAAAGACUCCGGUUUCUCCAGAAACUCCCAUCUCGUUUAACAUUAGUAGUGUGUGGGAAUAUUUUAUUCUAAAUGUUAUUAGCUUGGGCGGUGUCUAUGAUGAUAGCCGCCAGGAAUGGUUGUUUCCAAUGCUUUUAACCCCCAUUGUGAGUUUCCUCGCGUGGAGGAAAGUGGAGAGAGCUUCACCACAGCUAACGACCAAUGCUAGAGCGCGGACAAGGGCGCGAUGCGCCAGUUAUGGACUUUUUAGGCUACAGUUGCGUGACAUGACGUGGUCCAUGGUCCCCAUAAAGUUUCCCAGGCGUGUGGUGACCGAAUUGAUGGCACGCAAGACCUCGCGACACGGUUCUAUGGGUGGCCAACGUGGUACGGGUGAGGUGGGGCAACACAGCAGGAUCUCGAUGGGAAGCAAACGGCUGCUACCGGUCUUUUCCGCCAGUGGUGUGUCACGCUUUCAACGAAAGUACGCCUUCGCGGCGACCGAGUCCUCAGCGAUGCGAGGAGGGUCCCGUGCGCCCCACACACUUGUUGUCAUGCAUGGUGGUAUUGGUACGGAGGACUACAUCAUGCUACUCUUCACGCCAGUCUUAAAGCGGCGGAUGGUAAACGCCUCCAACUCAGCGGAUUCUGUUACUAUCGGUAGUGAUAGCGAUUUACUCGCCGCCUCAAUUAAUUCGCGGAGUGGCAGUACUGCAUAUCAAUUCAGCAUGGGAUGGGAUGACGAGCAAAGUGUCUCUGAAACUGAGCUUUGUCGCCUGGUGUCGGGGGGUGAAAAGAGAAAGGAAUCCCGAUUCUCUCGUGAAGAGGUUGCCGAUCCUAAUGUCUUCGUUGGUCGCACGCAUCGUCUCGGUAGUGACCCUACCCUGCUGCCGACGCUGCCAAGCACCCGUGGUAGCAACAACACACAACGCUUUGCAGUCUUGUAUCAUUCACGGAGCGCGGUUCACACUGACAAACUUCUGCCAGAUGCGACAUGCCCUGUCGCAGUGUUGGACGAAAAAUAUGAUGUUGCGGCGUGGGCGCAAAAUUUUUAUACGGAGACUAGGCAGUGGAUUGCUUCACGCCUGGGGGCGACAAGGGAGGAAGAAAAAGCGGCACAUCGUAAAAAGAAGAAGAGGGGCUCUAUCCGAACUGUAGCAGAAGACAGUGAUGACAGCUUGUCUAGCAGCUCCUCGAUACGAACAAAAAACAUUGGUGAUACGCUGGAUACGCGUUCGUUGUCGACGCUGCAGCCGAUAUCUCCGAAAAGGCCAAAAGACUUUUUUCUCGAUAAAAAUUUGGAGGUUUUUGACUUUAAAGACGUCGAAAUUCAAAGAGUUUCGUAUCACAGCAGGAUGCCCUUUAUAUUGCCUGGCGAGACACCCGAGAGCAUUGGUAGACUAAGUAUGAGAGUUAAGCGAACCCAUGAGGUUCAACGGCUACCCACCUCCGUGUUUCAACGCUCCUCUCUAGGGAAUGUCACAGAUGUUGGUGGAGCUACCGCAUUCCUCAUCAUGACGUCCGCCCUCGCGCGCUUUGCCGACGGGUCAUAUGAGGCGGAACGGCAACGGGCGCUUAUUCGCUGGCGGUACCUUCGUGUGAUGGUGUUGAACGGCGAGGCAAAUUUUAUUAUGUAUCGUGUUAAUCAAGAAGAGGCAAAAUUGCGUGGAAUCGAAAUCUCGAGCACUGCACAGCUUACACUCGCCCCGGAGCUGCACAAUAAAGGAUUGACUACGAAAGUGCCUACCAGACCCGUUCCAUACACUGUUCCAGUAAGGCCCACCGUUAAGAUUCGGUCGGCUGAGGUUACAUCAAGCGGGCUUGUGCUGUAUCACUUUGGCAAGAGCAACAAAGGAGGCAUUUCUUGA
Molecule: messenger RNA, 2562 nt
Organism: Trypanosoma rangeli
Lineage: Eukaryota; Euglenozoa; Kinetoplastea; Trypanosomatida; Trypanosomatidae
Exons: 1
Coding region: 1-2562 (853 amino acids)
Molecular function (GO): protein binding
Source: RefSeq, a predicted model, not a curated record